Salarias fasciatus (jewelled blenny) is the source of this 1268-nucleotide messenger RNA. Its product is annotated as P2Y purinoceptor 2. Bases 88 to 1098 code for a protein of 336 amino acids. The record is from RefSeq and is a predicted model, not a curated record. Gene Ontology annotation, biological process: G protein-coupled receptor signaling pathway. Gene Ontology annotation, cellular component: plasma membrane. Gene Ontology annotation, molecular function: G protein-coupled receptor activity. The transcript has 2 exons. Lineage: Eukaryota; Metazoa; Chordata; Actinopteri; Blenniiformes; Blenniidae.
CAAUGCCCAGUCAGAGUGAGACUGCAUCCAGCGUACUGAAGACACGUCGGCUCUGGCGAGUGAAAAACAAGUGAAGUCUGGAACAAGAUGGACCCUGUAGUGGCGUCCUGGCUGGCGAGGAACAGCAGCAACGCCUCGGAGCUCUGCGCCAGCGAGAGCCUGCCCGUGUCCAUCACCGUGGUCUUGUGCCUGGUCUUCUUGGCCGGCUUCAUCCUCAACACUUUCAGCAUUUGGGUGUUCUGCUGCCGGCUGUCCUGCUGGACCUCCGGGACCACCCUGCAGUUCCACCUGGCCCUCAGCGACGCCGUCGCCACCGCCCUCAUUCCCAUGAUGGCCGUGCAUGUUGCCAUGAGGGACGACUGGCACUUCAGACAGUUCCUGUGUCAAGCCAAGCUCACCCUGCUCAAUCUGCACUUUUACGGCAGCACCAUAUUCCUCACCCUCAUCAGCGUCCAUCGCUACAUGGCGGUGGUGCACUUCAAGAGGAACUCAUGCAUGAAAAGCAAGAAGUUUGUCCAAAAGCUCUGCGCAGGAAUUUGGAUUCUGAUCAUUUUUCAGUCUCUCCUAAUCGCCUUCAUUCUCAGCAAACAAGAUGAGAACAGUCUGGAGUGUGUCUCAUUCUAUCAGAGGAAUCUGACCAACAGGUACUUUUCCAUCAACUUUGUUCUGUUUACAGUCGGCUUCCUGCUUCCCUUGCUGGUGUCUGUGUUCUGCUACAGCCGUCUGGCAAUCUCCUUGAAGCACCUGAACAUCAGCACAGCAAAAGGCCUGAGAGUCAAGGAGAAGUCUCGGCACAUGAUUGGCCUGUGCCUCUUGAUCUUUGGCCUGUGCUUCCUGCCUAUGAACGUGGUGCGGACUAUAUUCGUUGUGCUCAUGAAGUAUUACCCACAGAAGUGCUCUGCUCUCCAGCAGAUGGAGACGGCGUAUUACACCACCUGGAUUUUUGCGGGCCUGAACGGCUGCCUGGACCCGCUCCUGUACUGCUUCGGCUGCCAGAGUUUUCGUGAGGCCUUCAGAUCUUUCAGGAUUGCUCAGAGAGAAUCUCCGAAAAGAAGUGACUCAGACAUGACGGCGAGUCACGACAAUCAGCUGAGGUGACAGUCAGCGUGCUUGUUGUGAUCACAGUCAAGAUAUUUUCCUAAACCAUAAAUAAGUCUAGUAGCUUUUUAAAGUAAGAAACUGAUUUUCUUUGAUUUAACACCGGCAGCUUUCUCCCAUGUUUUUGGUCUCACUGGACUUUCAUCAGAAGGAAGAACUGAUAUUUUGAG